AUGGGUUGCAAAUUUGAAUAUCCCGAUACCGGUAUCGACAUUACGCAAGCAUCAGUCGCGUUCUUGAUUUCGUGUAGUGGAGCAGGAUCUUCUCUUUUGGUGCACAAAUAUAGUACUCGUGUGGUUAAGACUAAGUACGGUGCAUUACGGGGAGUCAUGAUUCUUAUACACCCACCAGUGGAGGCGUUUCUGGGAGUUCCAUAUGCAACACCUCCAGUUGGGAGCCUGAGAUAUAUGCCGCCAGUUACGCCUUCCACGUGGAAAACUACUAAGUUGGCUGAUAGAUUUGGUGCUGUGUGCCCUCAAAGACCUCCAGAUAUCGGCAACCGCUCUGAAGCACUUCUAGAAUUUCCGCGCGGGCGGCUACUUUAUCUCGAGAAACUGCUUCCACUUCUGGCAAAUCAGAGCGAAGAUUGUUUGUAUCUCAACAUCUACGUACCACGAGCAGAAGAUGACAGCUCUAAAGAUCUGUACGAAUAUCCAGUAAAUACCGAAGUGAGCAUAGAUCACCAAUAG
Dendroctonus ponderosae (mountain pine beetle) is the source of this 516-nucleotide messenger RNA. RefSeq names its product neuroligin-4, X-linked-like. The record is from RefSeq and is a predicted model, not a curated record. Gene Ontology annotation, molecular function: signaling receptor activity; neurexin family protein binding. Lineage: Eukaryota; Metazoa; Arthropoda; Insecta; Coleoptera; Curculionidae. The transcript is spliced from 4 exons. Gene Ontology annotation, biological process: postsynaptic membrane assembly; synaptic vesicle endocytosis; neuron cell-cell adhesion. Bases 1 to 516 code for a protein of 171 amino acids. Gene Ontology annotation, cellular component: cell surface; postsynaptic membrane; synapse.